Naegleria fowleri is the source of this 2517-nucleotide messenger RNA. RefSeq lists its product as uncharacterized. NCBI's taxonomy places the organism in Eukaryota, Heterolobosea, Eutetramitea, Acrasida, Naegleriidae. The transcript has 3 exons. Bases 1 to 2517 code for a protein of 838 amino acids. The record is from RefSeq and is a predicted model, not a curated record. Gene Ontology annotation, molecular function: protein binding. Gene Ontology annotation, biological process: SCF-dependent proteasomal ubiquitin-dependent protein catabolic process. Gene Ontology annotation, cellular component: SCF ubiquitin ligase complex.
AUGUUCGUUCCAUUCAAAAAGAGCAAGGACAAACAACAACCGACAUCAACGGGUAGUGGUGGUGGUGGUGGUGCUAUUUCUGCAACAGCACAGUUAACCCAUAAUCCUUCCCAUGCAUCGUCCUCCAAUGUGACCCCUCAACUUUCUUCAUCAUCUGUAACAAUACAUACAAACUCUUCCUCUCAUUUGAAUCCUUUCCAUCAUGCAUCAUCACCAACUGUCCCACCACCGACACAACCGUCUUCAAACAUUCAUGAGGUCAUUCAUCGGACAUUGCCAAAUGUCAAUCACCACCACCAUCAUACAACAUCAUCUUCUCUUCCAUGUGAUACGAUCACUUCUCAAGAGACUAGAGCAUCCGUUUGUUCCUCCUCCUCAUCAUCCAAUUCAUCAACCACAAAAGAAGAGAAACGCAAGAGUCUCACUACCACUCACCUCGCUCGAUUGUUUCUCUCCAAUGGAAAUUCUGUAAAGAAAUCAAAUCAUACAACCAAUGAAUCAGUAGUGGUAUCGACACCUUCAAAUAAGACAUUGUCAAUAUUAUCCUCAAAUCAAAAUACACAACGUCCUCUUAAAUUUCAAAAUGAUGUUCCAAAAAUUAGUGUCACACUUGACAAUUCGAGUAAGAUAAAUGCAAGUCCAAAUAAUUUUCAAUCGACAUUGGAAAGAAAAUCCUCAAAGAAACAACAAAAAAGAAGAAAAUAUAAAAGAAAUAAGGUCACAAGAAAACCCAAGUUCUUUUCUGAAGAUGGCAAUGCUGUCAUUAAGGAAAUUGAUAUGUUGGAAUUGGAUUACGAUUACGAGUACAUGUAUGGAGAUUUACCAGACGAUCUCAUCAUCAAAAUAUUUCAAUACAUCCCUGUUGUCUUUUUGGCAAGAGAUGUUGCAACUGUUUGUAAAAGAUUUGCUGUAUUGUGGAUUCGAGGAGUUCACACGGUUCAAGUUGCAGGUGCUCUAAGAAAACUGAAAGAAGAUGAUUUUGUCAAGUUUGUGAGAAAAUUUGCAUUUUUGGAAGUAUUGGAUUUGUGCAAUACUGGAAGUAGUGAAGAUUUCCAAAUUACAGAUAAGGGUCUUCUUCAACUUGCUCACAAAUACAUUUAUUCAAAUGCAGACUAUUUGUCUAAUCCUGCAAUUGACCCAAUCAGUGGCAAUUAUGAUCUCAAUUUUGACUAUGAACAACAUUUGGAUUCAUUGGAUGAAUCACCAAGUCUGUUCUCAAGCAAUAUGGACUCUCAAUCAUUCAAUGACGAUGAAAAUGAUAACACUGAAAAUAUUGAAGAAGAUGACGAUGUCUAUUCGGUAACAUCCACUGCAUCUACUGAUGUGUCAGAAAGAGUGUUCAAUAGAGCUCAAAACAGAACACCACACAAAUCUGCUAAUUUACCAAUUUCUACUCCUUAUAAUAUUCUCUUUUAUACUCAACUCUAUCAAAAAAGUUAUGGAUUGAUGACUCCAAAGAAAAAUCCUAAUAGUAGAGAACCAUGCUAUGGAUUACAAACACUUCACACACUCAAUGUUCAAGGUUGUCAUUUUAUUACUGAGAAUGGUGUAAAAUAUUUGACGUAUAUUUGUCAAAAUUUAACUCAUCUCAAUGUGAGAGGUUGUACCAAAGUGAAUGAUUCAGCCAUGUCCUAUGUUAGCCAAUUUUCACAAUUGGAAUAUUUGGAUGUGACAGGAUGUGUACAUAUUACAGAUGUAGGAAUGAAACAUUUAUCUCAAUCUGCUUGUAAAACCAAGUUGAAAUAUUUGGACUUGACUUUUUGUCAUCAAAUUACUGAUGAAGGUGUAAAAUAUUUGUCUGAAAUGACACAACUCGAAGAUUUAACACUUCAAUGUUGCAGACAUAUCACAAGCACAGGACUCACUCAUCUUGUCAAUUCCUGUCAGAAAAUUCGUUUCCUUAAUUUAACAGGUUGCCACUUGGUAGAUUUGUCAGGUGUUCAAUCAGAAAAGGGAUUAGAAAAACUUGAAAAAUUGAACAUGAUGGGAUGUAAGCUUACCAACGACUCUUGUCUUAAAGUAUUGUCUCAAUGGACAACAAACCUUCGAGAGUUGGUUCUCUCAUUUUCUGACAUGAUUACUGAUGCAGGUGUUGAACUUGUGUUGAAAAACUCAAAACAUCUCUAUCAUUUGAAUCUCAAAAAGUGUUCCAAUAUUACAGAUAAGACAUUGGAAUCAAUUUCAAAGUAUCUAAGUGGAGUAUUGAGAUACCUAAAUUUGACGAGUGUGAGAGGUUUCACUAACGAAGGACUUGUACAUUUACAACAUUGUCAACACUUACAAGAAUUAAUUAUCCAACGAUGUGUUCAUGUCAACAACGAAGGAAUAUCAAAUCUUCUUCUCUGUCCAUCUCUAGAAACUCUCGACAUAUCUGAAAACACACUCGUGAGUGAUGAUGCAAUCAAAACCUUAGCCAAGAAGGGAAUUCUUCGUCAUUUAAAAAUUGAGAAAUGCAAAUUUUCGAAGGAAACUAUUCACACCUUAACACAUCAGCAUGGAGUCACAGUGACUCAAUAA